This is a messenger RNA of Misgurnus anguillicaudatus (oriental weatherfish), 7477 nucleotides long. RefSeq names its product ankyrin repeat and fibronectin type III domain containing 1a (gene ankfn1a). Gene Ontology annotation, cellular component: spindle. Gene Ontology annotation, molecular function: protein binding. Lineage: Eukaryota; Metazoa; Chordata; Actinopteri; Cypriniformes; Cobitidae. Gene Ontology annotation, biological process: regulation of establishment of bipolar cell polarity; establishment of mitotic spindle orientation. The record is from RefSeq and is a predicted model, not a curated record.
CCAUUCAGACAUUCUUCUGGUGGAUAGCUGAGAUUUUUGGGUGCAUCGUAAAGAUGAAAAAAAAAAACUGUUUAUGUGACAUAAUUGCAGUCACUUAAUUUUCCCGGAUAACUGCAUAAAUAUUUCCUGUCUUAUCUUACCACAGACAAGCAGCAAGACAUCUCCACAGCACUGCUUUUAAUAGAAAUCCACGUUCAUAAUGAACACACAGACAGACUAUCACAAUAUAGCGUGGAGCAUAUUUACAGUUAUUGAAGAGAGAUGUAAAGAUUGAGAUGACACGCGCGGUGUUUCCUUCACUUCCUGAUGGCAAACAGGAUCACAUCUGGUGAGUUUAACUGCAAGCUGGAGCGGUUUUUACUAAAUGCAAUCGUAUAAUCUGGACAAAAGCACGAGUGCUCCGGUCCGCCCGGGUGGGAGACACGUAACGGGAAGUUUUGGGUCCAGUUUCAACGCUUUACGGGAAGAGGCUGCAGAUGUUGAGCUGAGGAUCCGCAGUUCCCUGAGUCCAGAACCGGAGAACAAAGAGAAAUGGCUCAAGAUGUCUUAUGAGACAGAGAAAACAUGCCUGCUGGCUCCACAGGAAUCUCGCAUAUCAUGUGGAUACCACACAGCUAAUGAGAAAUAUGAAAUCCCAGGAAUGGGGGAGGACAGUGUCUUGGAGAUGCUGAGCUACUCCAAAUUUACCGAUCUGGAGACGUGGCUGUGCAUGCCCUCUACUCUGCUUCCCAGGAGCCGAGAUUCGUUUUGCUCUAUGUUGCAAUCAUCCCGCGAUAGUAAAACUGGAGACACAAGCAAAGAAUCCAGGCCCCUGGAGAAAGAGUCUAUCCAUCUGAGCCAGGAGAGGAAAACCCACCACUUGCCACCCUCCCCAAUCCUGCCAGUUUCAGCUUCCCCUCAGUCCUCAGAGCCCCUGCGGACCACCUCAACACCUCUUCCCAAGCCCACCAGAGACUCCUGUCAAGGCGCCGUUGGUGUGAGGAAACGUCGGCGUCUGGCAGCCAGCCCCGGAGGACUGCACUGGGAUGCAUCAGGAUCAGUACUGCGUGACUAUGACCGAGGGGAGACGUCUUCACUUUCGGAAGUGAAGCGCUACCCUAGGACUGUGGGUUCGGAGAGACCCGUUCCUGAGCUUUGGAGAGACAGAGCGGCUCUUAGGAAAACCAUAUCUGUCGAUGACCGUUUUCUACAGCAAACACCUAGAGAACAUCACAGACUCCUUAGCCGACUGGAGAGAGGCAAGAAGAAGCUCAGGAACAUCCAUAGUCUUGGAGCCACAGGCAGAUACGAAACCAAUCAAAACAGAUCUGACAGUAAGAUCUCCCGACUGGCUCAAAGACUCAACCAGAGACAAAGCGAUGCUGCAUUGAUUAAGGAUUUCCGACCACUUUUCCUCCUCACCGGCUCAUCAGGAAGCUCCCAGAGCCUGGACAGGAACUUCUCCAUUAGCAUGACGCAACAGAUGCAGAACCUGCAGCUAACCCAGAACAAGAAGGGGGCGGGCCCUGCCUCCCCCAGCGCUGCAAAGCGCCUUUACCGCAACCUGUCAGAGAAAUUCAAGGGAAGCCACUCUUCCUUCGAGGAUGCCUACUUUUUCGGCCGAUCUGACCGAAUUCGUAAAGUGUCUAACAUUCAGAGCAGCGAGCUUUUGUUCGAGGCGGUUGAGCAGCAGGAUUUGGACGCCGUGCAGCUCCUGCUGUUUCAGUACACGGCUGACGAACUGGACCUCAACACCCCCAACAGCGAAGGCCUGACGCCGCUGGAUAUUUCCAUCAUGACCAACAACGUCCCGAUAGCAAAGCUGCUGCUCAAAGCCGGAGGGAAGGAGAGCCCACACUUUGUCAGUCUUGAAAGCAGAGAUGCCCAUCUCUCAGCGCUGGUGCAAGAAGCUCAGAGAAGAGCCAGUGAGCUGUCCACCCAGGUGAUGAGAGAGAGUCUCAGCCUGGAAACGUCUGACAAGGAAAAACAUCUUAAAGACUGGGAGUGGAGAUGCAGGCUGUACAAGCGAAUGCGUACCGGAUUCGAGCAUGCAAGGCCACCGGAUGCUCCUUCAGCUGUGCGUCUGAGUGUUACUGGCAGCACGUCGCUCACUGUUACCUUUCAGGAACCUGCCAGCAUGAACUCUGCUGUGGUGACCAAAUACAAAGUGGAAUGGAGCUGUCUAAAGGACUUCUCUUUAUUAGCCGGUGAGCUGACUUUAGAGAAUAUGCAGUCCCUGAAGUGCACAAUAACGGGUCUCACUACGGGUAGACAGUACUACGUCCAAGUGUCCGCCUACAAUAUGAAGGGUUGGGGUCCAGCGCAACUGUCUCAGCCUCCCUCUGCAGUUCCCUCCAACUGGAAGGAUUGCGAUGGGAGAGAGAACCGGAGGAGAGGGCACAUCGAGGCGAUGGAGAGGCUGUUACAGCAGGUUCGAGCCACACACCAGCACUACUGCUGUGGAGACACAUCAAAGCUGCCAAAUCCAAGUCGUAAACAGUCAGUGUCCCGAAGCUUGAAACAUCUGUUUCACUCUUCUAAUAAAUUUGUCAAGACUCUAAAAAGGGGAGUUUAUAUAGCAUCAGUAUUUUACCAUAAGGACAAUCUGCUAGUGACUAAUGAGGAUCAGAUCCCCAUCGUGGAGGUGGACGAUUCAUACAGCAGCUCCCUCAUGCAGGACUUUCUGUGGUUUACCAAGCUGUCCUGUAUGUGGGAGGACGUCCGGUGGCUUAGGCAGAGCUUGGCAGUCUCCACCUCAUCCUCUUCCACACUGCAGUCCAGACAGAAGAUGCUGACGGCCGCUGGCCAGCUGCAGAACCUACUGGGCACCCACAACUUGGGCAGAGUCCACUAUGAGCCCAUUAAAGAUCGCCAUGGCAACGUGCUGCUGGUGACUGUGAGGGAGAUGGACAGCCUCUAUUCUUUCUUUAAUGGCAAGUGGAUGCAGGUAUCCAAACUGCAGAGUCAGAGAAAAUCUCUUUCUACCCCCGAAGAACCCUAUGCCCUGGAUAUACUUCUCAUCACCAUACAGGACAUUCUGGCAUACCAGAGACGCAGUCAACAUCGGCUGUCCUCUGGUCUUUAUCUGGGUUACCUGAAGCUCAGUAGCUCUGUGGAUCAGAUCAAGGUUUUGGUUCCUCAACGAAUGCCCAACAUGCUCUGCCACACAAAGAUACGAGACAACUGGAAUGUGUCAAGGGAUGAGUGGGAAUGGCUGCAGUCGCUGUCUGACCCUGUGGAGCUGGAAGACGCAGAGAAGACUACAGACUGCCUCCUUUACACUGAGCUCCAGAUGGCUAUUAAGAAUCUGCUGCACCAGAUCAAUCUACCUCUCCACCAGGCCAAGCACUUCCGUCUCUACACACACGAGGUGCUGGAGCUCGGUCACAAUGUGUCCUUUCUUCUGCUGCUGCCCGCCUCAGACGACGUUUGCUCUGCCCCGGGACAGACCAACCCCUACACGCCACACUCGGGGUUCCUCAACCUCCCUCUUCAAAUGUUUGAGCUCGUUCACUUUUGUUCAUAUAAGGAAAAAUUCAUCAGCCUGUACUGUCGGCUGUCCUCAGUGCUGGACCUGGAUGCUCUGAUUACCCAGCAGGCCUUUAGAGAAGCCAUCACAGACACAGAGGUGUCCACAGCCAAACAGAGACACCAGCACAUAUUGGACUACAUUCAGCAAUUGGACGAGAUGUGGCGAGACGUCCGCUGGAUCACCAAUGCCCUGCAGUACGCCCGCUAUAAACAGACUCUCGGCUGGGUGCCUAUCACCUGGCUGGUGGAUGUCAGCGUGGAGCCUGUUGUCCAGAAGAAUGACUCCACAUCCUCUAACACAGACUACGUGCCCACUCCCUCCCCCUCUCCAAAAAUGAGGAGAAGAAAGGCCACGAUUGAUUCCCAGCCAGGGUCUGAUGAGGAAGGCUGCUCGGAGGUCUUUCUUCCCACGGACAGCGACUAUGACUCCAGUGAUGCCCUGAGCCCCAGAGACCUGGACUUAGUUUAUUCCUCAGCCCAGGAUCUCUCCCAUCAGUCCGCUCACAUUCUCAGUGGCAGCGCUCCAGAUGUACUUCAGAUACAUGAUCUCAAAUACAGCGCCUGCUCCGAGUCCAUCCUGGAGACCGAUUCCUGCGCCAAGGACAUGGAGGACCUGUCGCUGUCCUCAUAUUCCGUAAAGUCUGUAGACAAACCCUCUCGCUGCAAGUUCCUGGCCGAUCCGCCGACAAAGCGCAAGCUGCUCUCCAAAAGCCAUCCCCAGAGGAGUUACUUCGGCGGGCCACAUCGCUGGCUGCGGGUGCAGAGCGAGAGCCGCUCGCCCUCUCUCUCCGAAGGCAUCUACACCAGACAGAGUGAUAUUGAGUUACCGCUGGAGUCACCCAUCUCCCUGUCGCACUCUCCCACUACCUCCUACAGUUUGGAUGAGUCCAGGGCGAACUACAGAGAGAGCAAGCCCAAUGUCCGCAGAAUCUUUGUGGAGUCCUGCAGUGAGACGUCGCCCAGGAGAGACCCUCCGCACUGGGAGGAGAUGGGGAUGAGCGGAGCUACAGCACGAGAAACGGGAUCGGGAUACGGCACCACGACGGAAGCUCAGGAUGUAGACUCGGACGAGCUAACCAAUGAACAAGUGUCGGAGGUCCUCAGCAGCACUCUUUAGAGCGUUUUACUGCGUAGAUGUGCAUUCAUCUCACCAGCUGUAUUGCCUCUUAGCUCAGACUACCCCUCGUCUCCAACCUAUACAACACUAUAAAACAACUCACUGUUGUAGUGAGCGAACACUUAGGCUAAUCAAUUCUUGCGUCCUCUCUGUGGAGUUUGAAGAGGAUGUGAAGUUGCAGGUCAACUUUGUGGGACUCAUAAAUCAUGGCUCUGACUGUUAAAAUGUCGAUUAUCAAUGCAACCUGAUUUAAAGCACUGCGUUUCCUCAGAACUUGAAAUUUCCUCAGCCAAUAGAGCGCAAUGGUUCUGGAAGUACUGCUUUGUCCAUUCAUUUUCACCAUAGUCUUUUCUAUUUAGGAGAGAAGUCUAAGCAUUGAACCAGACCUGCAAAGAUAAAUGCCAACAUACAGCAUUUCAUUUGAAGCCAAAAUGAAUGGUAAAGUACAAUAUACACUACCGGUCAAACGAUUUAAAACACUUACUCAUACUUUAUUUAUAUUUUUUCCACAUUAGCCUGAUAAGGAACACUGUGCCGUACACGGUACACCCCUCCCUUGCACGUGAGGCUGCAUUACGUCAUUGUAACUUUGAAGCAUUAAAUCUUCAAAAUAUACGGUCAUGCGGCACAUCGUUGUAAAGCUUAGACUUUCGGGAUUCCAUUAAGCACACACACAAAGCAUAAUAUGAUUUUUAGCAGUCAUAAAACUGUAAUCUAGUUGUUAGUUACCUGAACCGGGCGGCGCCGAUUUAGGAUAUUUACUUACCUUCAAAAUCUUCCCUUUAUCCGCUUCGGUGAAAUUGUCCAAAACAAAUUGUUCAUAAAUCCCCAAAAGUCCAAGGAAUUGGAAUAUCCAAGCCUUUUAAUCCAAAACAAUUUGUUCAUCUCACAAUCUUGACAUUUCUGACCGAAUUACGAUAUAAAUAGUGUAUACAAUUAGUUCACUAACAGACAUUCGUUCGAAUCUCACUUUUCAUUCACGAUUUAUAAUGAAUAUAUUCGGAUGUCACGUUUAUUGUGCAACGUCUGAGGAACAAAUACGAAAUACGCCCCCUUGUGGAAUUUCAGCCGUUCCAUAAGAGGUUAGAAAAUAAUAGUAGACACAAAUUUGACUCGAUGGCGCACUAAAGUCACCGCCCUAACACAAUCAUGAGCAUCCAUUCAGGUUGCAGCAAUAUUUGAAAGUUGAAAUAGACAGCAGCUUUCCUGCGAGUGGGGCGUGGUUUUAGCACUGCCAGUGGACACGCCCCCAGCGUUGGAAAGCACAGAAUCCCUCCUAUUUUUUUUCAAGAUUUUGAUAACUAAUUUUAUUUACUUGGCAUUUUUUCAUCAUUCAAAAUUGGUUGGUGGUUAAUAGCACAUUUUCCUGUGGUGUGACAAACAAUCAGGACUUUACACAGACUUUAACAAUAUUGAGUAUUCAGUCUAAUGCUGCGUUCACACCAGCCGCUGUAGAGGGGUCAAGCGAAAGUGAUUUCAAUGUUAAGUUAAUGUAAAGAAAAAUGUGCCACGUUUACCAAUCAGGACCUUGCUGUAGGGAUGUAACGAUUAAAUCGUGUGUCCCGUUAAAAAUGCCUGUCUGAAAUCGAUUCUGAAUCGCAAGGCUGCGUUUCAUGCUAAUAUUCCUGUAGACAUUUCCUGGAAUAGCGUUUAUAAUGCUACUUCUUCUGUGGCGCAAAGGGAGUUACUGCAUGAGAGCGCCCCCUGGAGUUCGGAUGUGCUGGGAUUUCACCGUAAUUAAUUCAAAUUCAUUCAUUGAGAAAACGCACAUUUGCACGAUUAAUCGUUACAGCCCCAUCUAGUAGUGACAUGAUUGCAGGAAGUGAGUAGAGUCGCUGAAGCCCCUCCCAUGACGUGAAUUUCCGCAUGAAAUUCUAGUCAUCGAGACAUUCACGCGGAAAUUCGCGUCAUGGGAGGGGCUUUAGCGACUCCGCUCGCUUCCUUUAAUCACGUCACUACUAGAGCAAGCUCCUGAUUGGUUAACGCGGCACGUUUUUCUGCCAAAGUUCAGAUUUUUCAACUUGCGCGUUUCCCACGGCAAUGCUCAAUUCACGCACGAAUGAAGCGAGUACACUCAAAAUGUUCAAGCGUCCAACUACGUGCAGUAGACGCGAAUUUUACGCCUCAAAUGCGUCUGGUGUGAACCCACAGUCAUCCUUUUUAAAAAAAAGUAAUACAAUUUUAGUUUUCUAAUAAAAAAUAUGAUAUAUAAAUAAAAUAAAUAAAUAAAAUAAAAUUAAUUUGCAACAGUUAGACACAUUCAGAUGAAAAGAUCAUGGGAAGUAUUUAAGUCAAGUGUUUCAAGAUUUUUGACCUGUAGUGUGAACUAAUGCAGGCAUGGCUUGUAAAUAUAAAUAUACAAUGUUUCAUUUUAAUUAAAUUAUUUAAACUAUAUACAAAUAUGUGUUAAAGAAAAAAACUAUUAAAAAUGCUGGUUUGUUUCAACACAUUGUUGGGUAAAAUAUGGACAAACUCAAACAUUAGGUUUAAAUUAACCUGUGCUUGUUUGUUUCAACCAAUGGUUGGGCCAAAUGUGGACUUUUUAGAUCAAGGGUUGGGUUUGUCCAUACUUUACCCCACCUUUGGUUAAAAUAAACCAGCAGUGUGUGGAGUGUACACUGUCAGAAAAAAUGGUCACUGUCACUGGAGCAUUAAUGGGUCCUUAUAUAGUACUAUUUACUGUAGGUACAGAUAUGUAGGUUAUACAUUUGGUACCAGCAUGUAUCUUUGAGGUACUAAUAUGAACUCUUAAGGUGCAAUUCUUGAAAGGUACUGCCCCAGUGCCAGCUUAAAACCAUUUUCUAACAACAGUGUAGUUUACUGAUAAUUAAGAUAUUAAGUGUUUUUUUU